GCUAGUCGGUCAGUAGUACGCAGAGGAAGGAGUCUGUCCACAAAAAAACACCGUCACUGGACUGUUUAUGUCUCGGGGGUCACAGCUGUGAGCUAGCUGAAGAGCUCGUCUUGUCUUCCUGUCCGUCCGUGAAGUGGUGGUGAUGGUGGCGUCGAUGAUGAAUGUGUGAGGAGAAACCCCCCUGUGGUCCUCCCGCUGCACCGCACACUUCCUCAUGGAUUCCAGCAAUGAUGAGGCACUUGAUAUCAUUGUCACCAAUGUGGUGGCAACCUUCAGGACCAGGUGCCACCUCAACCUGCGCACCAUUGCCUUAGAGGGGACUAAUGUCAUCUAUAAGCCGGAAGUAGGGAAAGUCCUGAUGAAGCUUCGUAAGCCCAAGAUAACAGCCUCAAUCUGGUCUUCGGGGAAAAUCAUCUGCACUGGAGCAACAAGUGAGGAUGACGCAAAGCUGGGUGCUCGCAGGUUAGCACGCCUUCUGCAGAAACUGGGCUUCAAGGUGAGGUUUUCAGCCUUCAGAGUUGUGAACGUGCUGGCAGUUUGCUCCAUGCCGUUCGCAAUCCACCUCAUAGAUUUCACCAAGAACAACCGACCCAUUGCCAGUUAUGAACCAGAGCUCCAUCCUGCUGCCACGUACAGGAUCAAACACAUCAAGGCCACUAUCCAGGUGUUCUCCACUGGCAGCAUCACAGUUACAGGACCAAAUGUGCAGAAUGUGGCCACGGCUGUUGAGCAGGUCUACCCGCUUCUGUUCGAGUGUCAGAAACCCCUCUGCAAAUGAAAGAGAAGGCACGUUGGAUUUGUUUGUUACAAGUGAGGAAGCACCUUAACCCUGGAUUUAAUUGCUUGAUUUUAUCACCGAGCGGCAACAGUGACGAACUUCUAACAUACGUCAACGGGCUUGAUGUCACCUGGAUUUUUUAAAAAAAAUUCCUCAACGACCCUAGAUGGAGACUAAAAACUUCCCUCUCACAAAACGUCAGUGUUGUCGUGGAUUGUGUGGCUCUUGUGAUUUUAACAGCAAGUACGUCUUCAGGCAUCGUAUCCUUCAGCGGGAACCACUCCUUCUAACCUGACUGACACUGAGGAGGGUGGAAGUUAUCUGCUCUCGCUCCUAAUUAGCAGAAAGACCAGUUUUCAACAAACAUUAACCAUUUUAAUGCUUAACAGUUGCGAGCCCAUCGCGGAGAGUCGGUAUGCUAACACUAAACGGCCUCACCUAUAUCCUGUAUACAAGAAGUUGUCCCAUUGCUUCCUUCUCAAGAAGAAUCUCCGUCCAUGGCUCGACUGUAGACAUUUUAAUGCAAAUACAAGGUGUCCACUGUGUUGGCCACAAAACAAGAAACAGCAGUAAAACCAUAGACUGUAGAGUCUGGACUGUUAUGCAGAUGUUGCUCACAAUAUGCAUUAAUCUCUGACUUUAAUUGUUGGUCUCUCACAUAGACUGUUUAUAAAGAUGGACGACACAUCUCCACUUCCUCCCAGAAUAUUCCUAACAUGGCCGCUGCCAUCUUGUGCUGGAGACAGUGUCCGUAGUAUUGAGUUCCCAGCCAUUCACCCGUCCGACCACCAGCACACCAGUUGGUACACACAGCUGUCAAUCAUGAUGUCACACCCUCCUUUAAAGCAUCAAAUCAUGAUUGAAAAACACUUGAACAUACAUCAGCGUGUUAAGAGCCACCUAAAAUGACAAACCAUCUUUGGAGAAAAUUUAUUUGACGUGUACUUUGAUAUUUUAGUUUGGCCCAUGUCCCAUCUGCUAACAUGGAGGGGGCGGUCGUCUUUAUAUACAGUCUAUGGUUUCUCACAUUUCGCUACGUAAGUUUAGUUGUCACUUCACUUUAAAUUUCUUGUUUCUUAACUGUGGCAUUGGCUCAGAAUGCACACACACACACGUGUAUGAUUUAAUACCUUGUCAUUUUCUAACACAAGUCAAAUAUGGAACUGUUUCCAAGGCUGGACAAUGUACAGAACAAAAUGGACAUCCUUAAUGCUUUGGAAUGUGAUGAAAAAUUCUGAAGGGUUCAGGUAUGUGUGUGUUUUUUUUUUUUCUUCAGGUGUUGCGACGUUGAGCCAUAGACCCCUCACUCACUUUAAAUGAACACAGCUACUGGUUAUUUAGUCCCAGGCUUUCAUGGUGCUGAGACAAGGCAAGGCAUUCAAUGAGCUUUUUGAGUAGCGUGGGAAUGAAGCUACGAACACUGUCGAGAAUUGGUCUUGGAAAUUGCUGUAAAGAAACAGGACAAUGUAGGAGAAACUAAUUACGAAGAGGACUGUAAGUUUAAAGGCCCAGUGUGUAGGAUUUAGGGGGAUAUGUUGGCAGAAAUCGAAUAUAAUAAGUAUGUUUUCCUUAGUGCUAAAUCACCCUAAUAAGAGUCAUAGCUUGAGCCUCUGAUAUCUACACAUGGAGAAGGUCCUUGUCUACAAAGACCGCCAUAUGGCACCACCACGUUUCUACAGUAGAUCAGAAUGGACAACCAAACACUGGCUCUAGGGCCAUUUGCGUUUUUCAUCUGCCCGAACCUAGCGGCAUCGGAAAAAACGCUGAUUUUUAAUGUGAAACUGCUUUAUUCAGUAUUUUUUUUACCAGUUUUAAACAUUUUGUCCAUUCAUUUCGGAGAGGAAGACACCUCUGUGGAUAAUCCAGCUCCUGGUACAAACCUC
Epinephelus lanceolatus (giant grouper) is the source of this 2661-nucleotide messenger RNA. RefSeq names its product TBP-like 1 (gene tbpl1). The record is from RefSeq and is a predicted model, not a curated record. Gene Ontology annotation, biological process: DNA-templated transcription initiation. Gene Ontology annotation, molecular function: DNA binding. NCBI's taxonomy places the organism in Eukaryota, Metazoa, Chordata, Actinopteri, Perciformes, Serranidae.